AUGCGCAGUCCCGAUUUUUCGGCAAACUUCAAGAGGCGAAAACCGAUCGAACUUCACAGGCCAACUUAUUCGAAUUUAACGACGUUCUCUUUCGCAAAUGGUCCUACAGUGUUUAGUCCGCGUAGAAAGAUGAAAUCGGAGAGGCCAAAUUUACCGCAUGGACAAGAUGAGUUAAUAAUUCAAUCUUCAAGUGACCAUGGUUCGGACGCUUCUCCGGAACCAUCCGAUUUUUACCGUGACAUGAGGGCAGCUCUGUUCCAUGCUGGGAAAGCUGUUAUGGCGAUAGUUGGUCUUUCUGGCUCGCAAAAUGUGGAAGAAGAACUCCCGAGCAAUCAAGACCAGAAUCACAUCAAAAGAGAGCACUCGGAGCUGAAGCUCAGUCCAAAUAAAAAAUCGAAAACUAUAGAGGAGCCCAGCACUCUCAUAAACAAUGCGUCUCAUACGCCGUCCAAAUCGAGCGGCUCGAAAAAUUUGGAGGAAAAACUAAAAAAUUCUAUAACUCCUGAAAGAAAUGGUGUCCUUCUCUUUUCUACAAAGAAAGAUCCAAUGCAUUGGGAUUUUGUAGACUCUGGAUCAUCUCCUGUGACGACUCAAAACAUUCCAUAUGGUAGCGCCUUCUUCAGGAAGAGACUGCCUAAAACUGGCGAUUCUUCGUACCGGGGAAAGAUCACGGCAAGGAACUCAACCGAGGAGAUAUCGUAUCUUCGGAUGAUAUACAAUGGACAUUACAAGGCGCCCGAUCUCAUCGAAAGCCAUAAAAACGAACAGCUCUUACUGCGAAAACAGGAGUUCAAACAAUACAAUAGACCAUCAUCAUCACAAUCCUGGUCAAGCGUGACAGAAAAGGUCAAGGAAAUUCUCAACAAAAGUCUUGGAGCUUCUACCAAUGACGAUCUCAUUAUUGUCAAAGAACAGCGGAUAUCUCCAAGAGAAGUGAAAAGCGAACGUUUAGAAAAUCGCCAUUUUAAAUUCGACACAUCAGUGCUGACCUUCAAGGAAGAGUUUGAAAGCUACAGGAAGCUGAAAGAGGAAAGAGAAAAAAUACAAAAGGAAAUUAGAAAGCUCCGUGAGAAGCCUCAGACCUUAGUUCCUGACCUCACGCCUGAAGAUCUGCAGGUGGUGAAAAACACUUUGCGCCGAUCUGACAAUGGAAUUAUAAUGAACAAGAAUAACAUCGAGCUGAAAGUUUACGAUUUCAAAACUUUGGCACCAAGCAGGUGGCUCAAUGACGUAAUAAUCGAAUUUUUCAUGAAGCAUAUCGAGCUCACCACUGCAAGGUCGAUUGCAUUUAAUUCAUACUUUUACACCACACUGUCGCGAAAUGGUUAUCAAGGUGUUAGAAGAUGGAUGAAAAAGAAGAAAGCAGAUGUGAAUAACUUGGACAAAAUCUUUGCACCAAUCAAUCUUAACCAAUCGCAUUGGGCGCUUGGAGUCAUCGACAUCAAAAAUCGGAAGAUAUCUUACGUGGACUCUCUUUCGAGCGGACCAAACAAUAUGAGUUUCGCAAUUUUGAAAGAUCUCCAAAACUACUUAUGUCAGGAAAGCAAAGAUACACUGGGUGGUGAUUUUGAACUUAUUCAUGAAGAUUGUCCGCAGCAACCUAAUGGAUUCGAUUGUGGUGUCUAUGUAUGUACCAAUGCCUUGUACCUGAGUAAAGAGGUACCAUUGGCAUUUGAUUACCAGGACGCGCAAAGAAUGAGACCAUACAUUGGACAUUUGAUUCUCUCUGGUGACUAA
Lachancea lanzarotensis is the source of this 1737-nucleotide messenger RNA. RefSeq names its product LALA0S08e05578g1_1 (gene ULP1). Gene Ontology annotation, cellular component: nucleus. Lineage: Eukaryota; Fungi; Ascomycota; Saccharomycetes; Saccharomycetales; Saccharomycetaceae. The record is from RefSeq and is a predicted model, not a curated record. Gene Ontology annotation, molecular function: deSUMOylase activity. The transcript has a single exon. Gene Ontology annotation, biological process: protein desumoylation. The coding region runs from base 1 to 1737 and encodes 578 amino acids.